Mucor velutinosus is the source of this 1020-nucleotide messenger RNA. RefSeq lists its product as uncharacterized. Gene Ontology annotation, biological process: regulation of DNA-templated transcription; cellular response to starvation. Gene Ontology annotation, molecular function: zinc ion binding; DNA-binding transcription factor activity, RNA polymerase II-specific; RNA polymerase II transcription regulatory region sequence-specific DNA binding. Gene Ontology annotation, cellular component: nucleus. Bases 1 to 1020 code for a protein of 339 amino acids. NCBI's taxonomy places the organism in Eukaryota, Fungi, Mucoromycota, Mucoromycetes, Mucorales, Mucoraceae. The transcript has 3 exons. The record is from RefSeq and is a predicted model, not a curated record.
AUGCAAUCCAUGCCAUACUACCAACAACAACAAGGUUAUCAACCUCAAGCUCCUUACCAGGCUCAACCUCAAGCACCCAAUGUUUUGAACAAUGGCCCCAUGAUGACUCAUCCCAAUGGACUUCCUCCAAUGCAACAUCCCGGUAUUCCUGAUCCAUCUCAAGCUGUCGCUACAGGUUCUCAACAAGCACCCAAGAGAAAGCAAGUUAAGAAUGCAUGCACCAACUGUCAAAAAGCUUGUAAAAAAUGUGAUGACGCUAGACCUUGUCCUAGAUGUAUCAAGUAUGGUAUCGCUGACACCUGUGUUAACUCUGUAAGAAAGGAACGCAAGAAGGGUAUCAAGCGUGGUCCUUACAAGAGAAGACAAAAGACCGGUGAAGAGAAGCCUCGUAAGAAUGCCGCCGAGAUGAGCACUCCUGAUCAAAAUGGCCAACCUGCUCAAUACGCCCCUGCCACCAUGCGUGGUCCUACUAUCCCAUUCGGUUAUCCUAGCAACUUGAAUCAAUAUGGUCAACAUUACGAUCCCUAUGCUCAAUACACUAGUCAUUACAAAGAUCAAAUGAUGCCUCAACCUUAUGUUGUCAACCCUGUUUAUCCUCCUAUGGGUUACCCUGUUAUUGUCCCCGGAGGUAGCGAUAGUAAUGGUCAGCAACAAGGUCAACAGCAACAAGGUCAACAGCAACAACAACAACCUCAAUAUCAACAUAACUAUAUGAUGCACCAAAGCAAUCCUCCACAAGCACCUCGUCCUCCUAUGAUGAGUCAACAUGGUGAACAUGUCAUGCAUCAAUCACCCGCCGGUAGCCCUCAAGUCUACUACCAGCAACCUCAACAACAACAAGGCCAACAUCAACAACAGCCUCAACAACAACCUCAACAACCUCAACAACCUCAACAACAACACAGCCAACCUCCCUCUCAAAGAAACAGCCCUCACUUAUCCGAAGCUAUCAAGUCUGAGCCUGUUCCUUCUGCAUCUACAUCAACCAACACCACUUCAUCUCCUGACUCUGGCAAUUAA